Oreochromis aureus is the source of this 1984-nucleotide messenger RNA. Its product is annotated as maternal B9.15 protein. Gene Ontology annotation, biological process: negative regulation of cell population proliferation; negative regulation of mitotic cell cycle. The transcript is spliced from 6 exons. Gene Ontology annotation, cellular component: cytoplasm; nucleus. Lineage: Eukaryota; Metazoa; Chordata; Actinopteri; Cichliformes; Cichlidae. Bases 121 to 972 code for a protein of 283 amino acids. The record is from RefSeq and is a predicted model, not a curated record.
AGCAGCAGGCCGAAGAGAACAAGGAAGGAACGUGCCGCCACGAGAGUUCCAGCGCAUCAGUACGGAGGGGCAGAAAACUACAGCAGGAGGACACCGACAAUAACUCCGUUAAAACUCGCCAUGAAGCAAGAGAUCAAGGCCGGGGUGGACUUCCUCAAACGAAUGGCUGUGACACGUGGUGACUUAGACGGGGCCAAAGCAGAGUUGUUUGCAGAAAAUCUUCAAAAACUUCUAUGUGAAAAAUACAAGGACCACUGGUACCCCGACUGUCCCAGCAAAGGCCAAGCAUUUAGAUGCAUUCGCAUAAACAGAAGCAUACCCUGUGAUGAAGUGGUGUUGCAGGCCUGCAAAGAGACUAACAUCAUGCCCACCAGCCUGGGAUUUCCAUCCGAGAUGACUCUGUGGAUUGAUCCGCUGGAGGUGUCUGCAAGAUCCAAAGAGAACAACAGUCCCUUUAAAGUUGCUUCUUUCGACAAAGAGGAGGAAGAUGAGAAUGAAGAGUGUGUGAAGGAUGACCUGGAUGUGUCCUCGCUGGACUCGCUAAGCCAGGAGACUUCAGAUUACCACUCUGCCACAUCUUCGGAUUGUGGUUCAGCUGCAUCGAGCGACACGGAGGAGGAGGCAAAAGACGGGGAUGUGCAGGGAGAAAAAGAAAAAGAAGGGCGGGUUGCCGAGAAGGGAAAGAUGGACGAAAGCUGCAAAAUAACCAUGGUGCCCAGGAUUCGAAAGCCACAUGAAGAUGGAUCAAACAGGGUCAAAUACCCAAGAAAUAUGGUGCCUCCUAACCUUCAGGUCAUCUACCACCCUACACCAGCGUGGCCUCAGUACAAGAAGCGUGCUCCAGUUUUCCUUAGCACCGUGCCACCACCUCCAGCCCAGCAGGUUGUUGGAUACUACGUUGUGCCGCGCACCUUUCCGCAGUUCAUCAUCCCUCAGGCUCCCCUGCAACCAUGGCGAGCAGGGAAGGAGUAGACCAAUCGUGAACUAUGAGGAGGGCAAGUUUGGGGGCAUUAUUAGCAUUAUAAGCUGAGCGUCUGAUGUCAGGCCUGAGUACAGAGCUACUCGGACCAAAAGGUUUAGCUGUACAGUUUAAUUAUUCCUUUCAUAAUCAGAAUUUUUUUUCUUUAUUUUCCUUUGUCAACGACGGCUGUUACUCUGCACAGGGAUACCCCACAGCUCAAGUGAAAACUGCUCUUUGAAUCUGUUGUGUUUGCACUGCUGCUUUUGUAUUGAUGAGCUGUACUCAACAAGAACAACAUCAGUCACUGGGUGCUUGAAGUUGAACUCAGGAAUUCUCAGCAAUAUGUUUAAUGCCAAAGUAUGUCUUUUUUAAAAAAAAAACAUAUUCUACCACCUGUAAAUCUUUGCAGGGUGUAAAAGUCACAGUUAAUCACUGUGAAAUGUGAUUCAGGGUUUUUAAACUACUGUAGCAAUAGUGACAAUAUCUGUAUAUUAAGUAGAAGAGGCUAUUUUUUUUUUUUUGUACUAAGCUGCUUGUAAAUAUUACCACAUCUGAUGAGCACUUUAUAAUCGUAUAUUUGUUGUAAUUUAUUCAGCCACCAAUGGAUGGCAGUCAAGUCACAUACAGUCAGUUAUACAUAUAUUUCAAACUUUGGUUGUACUUUAGAAACUUCACUUUUCCAAACGUGAACAUGUUUAUUUAAUAGCUUAAACGCUUUCUGCUGUAAUAUACAGAACGCUUAUGUCACUGUUUUGUUUUUUUAUUUGAAAUAGGCUUGCUUAAGGCCGUGACUUUUUUUUUUAUUGUUCCUUGCUUGCUAUGAUGUCCUGCUACAGCUUUAUAAACCAUGAAUUGUUACGCUUCAUUUUUUAUUUAUUUACAUUUCACGCUUACGCGUUAUUGAUUUUGUUCUUAGUUCUUGCUUGAGCCGCUUGUUUUAUUGCAGAAGAUACAGCUUUUACUGAAAUCAUUGUUCUGACAUGAAUUGUACUUUUCAGUAAAGUAUUUGCUGUUGCGUUUAAA